GUUUCAAUGUCUGCCCAGCAGCGCGACUCUCCCGCGCUCGCCAAGAUGCGCCAACUGGCCGCGUCCCAGCAACGGGGCGGCAACAGCCCAAGCAUCGAUAGCAGCAACAACAGCAGUAGCAGUAGCAGUAGCAGUAGUAGCAGCAGUAGUGGUAGCAAUGGCAGUACCAACACUGUGAGCUACAUCGACCGCAGCUGGGACGGGGAGUUCCAAAACGACGCAGACAACGUGACGUCGAGGGCAACGCCGCCGCCGCCCUUCGCUGCAUCACGACCACUGGACAUUGCAGGUGCUGGCACUCGCGAUGGUAGUAUCGGCGGAGGAGGAGGAGGAGGAGGAGGAGGAGGAGGUCGAAAUGCGCACCGUCCGAGCCCAAUGGACUUUGUGCACUCGCCCUUCGGCAGUGGCAAUGGCAUCGUCGCGCUGACCAGCCCGGGCGCCAGUCCCGACAUGCGCGGUCUGCUGCACGGGUCGAUCAACAGCGAUGCGUCAGACACGAGCCUGGCAACGGGAAUGCUCCACAUUGCCUUUGCAGACCGCGUUCAGCAGUCGAUGCAGCAAUCCUCAAUUCCACAGUCGCCAAGUUUAUCCAUCAUGUCCAGUCCUCCGAUUGAUUUCACGACGACUGCUAGUAAUACUAAUACUAAUUCUACUAAUGCUGCAAGCACGGCGCGGCUGGCAAGCGUGUUCCAGUCGGACGAGAUCGAGGCUGACAUCCAGGCUGCACGAGCCAAAGUUCAAGCGAUUCAGCUAACCGCGAAUAGUGGCACGGACAACCCCAACAACCACCAGAUGCGCCUGUUGGCAAAAUCGCCAACACUCCCGGCAUCUCCGUUCGAUGCAAUGACGACGCCCGAGUUCCUUCAACGCAAGACCAGUCCCUCUACAACGCUUUUGGCAACCUCACCGCCCUCAACAGCAACAGCGGCGUUUUCGCCGUCCCCAACACUAGGGUGGACAGUCCUUCCACAGGGUGUUCCAAGUGCAUCCAUUGCCACGACCGGUUCCGCGCUUGCCGUGCAAGGCGGCGUGACCUCGACUCCAGUGCCCAUUUCAGCACGCGCUGGGCUGAUGCAGCUCCAACAGCACGAAGAAAGCUCAAGCUCGUCCAGCUCAACGCUGCCUGCAUCCGUACCGGCGUCGUCAGCGUUCUUUACACCAGUAUCUUCGAUAGCAUCGCCGCAAGACUCGCUUUCAUCGUCCCUGCCGACCUCCUUUAAUUGGCGACAACGCGAACGUUCGCUCACGCGAGAGCAGCUUGAAGAAACAUCCGAGCAGCUCGCCUCCACCGGAGGGCUCGUGGUUGACGAAGAUGGGCGACACGCAGGCUAUCUUCUCAAACGCGGCUACAAUAACAAGUCUUCCUGGAAACUUCGCUGGUUUGUUAUGGCGGGAGAUGCGCGCCUUGCAUACUAUAAGAAAUUGGGCGACAAAAAGCCGCUGGGCCACGUUACAUUAGCAGACUCUAUCAUUCAGGCAGGUCAGAUCAAGGGGAAAGACCACUGCUUUGAGAUUGUGACUGCACCUCGCGUGUGGCAACUAGUUGCAAAGUCGAGUCAGGAUAUGCAUGACUGGAUCAAUAUUCUCCGCGAAGAAACGGGUCGAGCAAUUGCUGACGAGAAUGAUUUGAUCGGGCAGGCGGAGAGUUUAAUUGCAACCGCGUCGACGCUGCGAUGAUUAUUUACUGAUGUUAGUCUUGGGUUUAUUGUCAAGUAGAAAUACAAAUAAUAACAGUACAA
Capsaspora owczarzaki ATCC 30864 is the source of this 1739-nucleotide messenger RNA. RefSeq lists its product as hypothetical. Bases 7 to 1677 code for a protein of 556 amino acids. The transcript is spliced from 4 exons. The record is from RefSeq and is a predicted model, not a curated record. NCBI's taxonomy places the organism in Eukaryota, Filasterea, Ministeriida, Capsasporidae.